CGCAGCUGUCCUUUCUAAGGAGCAACCUUCUACGUGACUGUCCCGCGCGGACCCCCCGGGGAACAAAGCACUAUCCCAUAUCCCUAUAUGUCAUCUUCUCCACAAACUACAGGCCAUAUAUGGAUUAUCUGCUUUAUUAAUUUCAGUCUCAGUGGGAAGUGAGUGACUAUGGCCCCAGCAUCACAAGUUAUUACAUGCAAAGGGGCAGUAUGGUGGGGAGGCGGAGAAAACGAUGUGACGGUGGAAGACAUACAAGUGGAUCCUCCUAAACCAACUGAAGCUCGAGUCAAGAUGAUCUGUGCCAGUAUCUGCCACACCGACCUCCUUAGGGCCUCAGGAUUUCCAAUCCCUUUGUUUCCUCGAGUUUUGGGGCAUGAAGGGGUUGGUAUUGUUGAGAGCGUUGGGGAGAAAGUAACAGCUGUAGAAGUUGGCGAUGUUGUGAUCCCAACAUCUGUUGGUGAAUGUCAAGGAUGUGAGAACUGCAUUUCAAGGGAAUCCAACCUGUGCCUGAAAUACCCUCUUACAUUAAAUGGCUUAAUGCUGGAUAACACUUCAAGGAUGUCCAUAAGAGGUCAAAAGAUAUUCCAUCUCUUUAGUUGUUCCACAUUUGCAGAGUACAUGGUGACUGAAGAAAAUUACCUCGUCAAAGUUGAUCCUAACAUUGACCCAGCCCAUGCUGCCUUCAUCUCAUGUGGGUUCUCAACUGGUUUUGGGGCUGUUUGGAAGGAAGCCAAAGUUGAAAGUGGAUCAUCCGUUGCUGUUUUCGGCCUUGGUGGUGUUGGUUUAGGGGCUAUAAGCACAGCGAAAAUGAUGGGGGCAACUAAGAUAAUUGGGAUUGACAAAAAUGAAAUGAAGAAGGAGAAAGGAGAAGCUUUUGGAAUGACAGAUUUUAUCAAUCCUAAUGCAUCUGAUAAAUCAGCAUCAGAAUUGGUGAAGGAACUAAGUGGUGGAAUGGGUGUGGAUUAUUCCUUUGAGUGCACUGGAGCUGCCCCUUGUCUUACUGAAGCCCUGCAAGCCACGAAGUUGGGGAAAGGAAAGACAAUAGUAAUUGGUUCAGUAACUGAAGAAUUUGUGCACAUCAACUUUCGCUCACUUUUAUUUGGGCGAACCUUAAAAGGCUCUGCUUUUGGAGGGCUAAAACCCAAAUCUGACCUUCCUUUCGUGGUUGACAAAUGCCUGAAAAAGGAGUUCCCUCUUCAUGAACUUCUAACUCAUGAAGUGUCAUUGACAGAUAUAGACAAAGCUUUGGAGCUGUUAAAACAACCAGAUUGUGUCAAAGUUGUGAUUAGGAUGUAAAUAUGACAUUGUUGUAAAUUGUGUGUGGUUUGUAUUUGAAUGCCAAUCCUAGUAACGUAGUUUUAAUCAAGCAGACCUUACGAUAGUCAUUUGGAUUAAUACAUCUAACUCUGCAAUCUUUUUCUCCU
This is a messenger RNA of Neltuma alba, 1424 nucleotides long. Its product is annotated as alcohol dehydrogenase-like 2. The record is from RefSeq and is a predicted model, not a curated record. The transcript is spliced from 7 exons. Gene Ontology annotation, cellular component: cytosol. Gene Ontology annotation, biological process: formaldehyde catabolic process. Bases 169 to 1296 code for a protein of 375 amino acids. Gene Ontology annotation, molecular function: zinc ion binding; alcohol dehydrogenase (NAD+) activity; S-(hydroxymethyl)glutathione dehydrogenase [NAD(P)+] activity. NCBI's taxonomy places the organism in Eukaryota, Viridiplantae, Streptophyta, Magnoliopsida, Fabales, Fabaceae.